Octodon degus (degu) is the source of this 982-nucleotide messenger RNA. It is a transcript of the gene Sord, whose product is annotated as sorbitol dehydrogenase. Bases 92 to 967 code for a protein of 291 amino acids. Lineage: Eukaryota; Metazoa; Chordata; Mammalia; Rodentia; Octodontidae. The transcript has 7 exons. Gene Ontology annotation, biological process: D-sorbitol catabolic process. Gene Ontology annotation, molecular function: L-iditol 2-dehydrogenase (NAD+) activity; zinc ion binding. The record is from RefSeq and is a predicted model, not a curated record.
CGCUGACCCUAAACCGCUUGCUUGCCCGGCGGGUAGCAGAACCACCACAGUUCCCGCCGACUCCAACUUCCACCAUCUGAGCCCAAGCGACAUGGCGGCGCCAUCUAAGGCCGAGAACCUGUCCCUGGUGGUGCACGGCCCCGGGGACCUUCGCCUGGAGAACUACCCCAUCCCAGAACCCGGCCCAAACGAGGUGCUGGUGCGGAUGCACUCCGUCGGGAUCUGCGGCUCCGAUGUCCACUACUGGCAGCACGGGCGGAUUGGGGAUUUCGUCGUGAGGAAGCCCAUGGUGCUGGGGCACGAAGCUGCAGGGACGGUUGUGAAAGUGGGGUCGUCAGUGACCCACCUGAAACCAGGUGACCGUGUCGCCAUCGAACCUGGGGCUCCCAGAGAAUCAGAUGAAUUCUGCAAGGUCGGCCGGUACAACCUGUCACCAACCAUCUUCUUCUGCGCCACGCCCCCCGAUGAUGGGAACCUCUGCCGAUUCUACAAGCACAACGCUAACUUCUGCUACAAGCUCCCUGACAGUGUCACCUUUGAGGAAGGGGCCCUCAUCGAGCCGCUCUCCGUGGGGAUCCAUGCCUGCAGGCGCGGCGGGGUCUCCCUAGGAAACAAGGUCUUGGUGUGCGGCGCUGGGCCUGUCGGGCUGGUCACCUUGAUCGUGGCUAAGGCAAUGGGCGCAUCGGCAGUGGUGGUGACUGACCUGUCCGCCUCUCGGCUGUCCAAAGCCAAGGAGGUCGGGGCCGACUUCGUCCUCCAGAUCUCCCAGGAGAGCCCCCAGGAAAUUGCCCGCAAGGUGGAAGAGCUGCUGGGGUGCAAGCCGGAAGCCACCAUCGAGUGCACUGGGGCAGAGAGCGCCAUCCAGGCGGGCAUCUAUGUGAGUGUGGGGUGCGGGUGGGGGACGCCCUCGGCCGGGCUUCCUUCUGUCCUGGGAGACAUUGGCACCCUCACUGGGUCAUCUGGCUGAGGUGUCAGCCCAAUU